This is a messenger RNA of Entrophospora candida, 2121 nucleotides long. NCBI's taxonomy places the organism in Eukaryota, Fungi, Glomeromycota, Glomeromycetes, Entrophosporales, Entrophosporaceae. The record is from the annotation of a GenBank genome assembly.
AUGUCUAGCAGUAGAGAUAAUACUGAAAGUCGAGAUGAAAUUCCACUACCUUUUAUGCGUCGACCGAUGCCAUUAUUAAACAUGCGUUUUAACACAGAUAACAAUGGCGAUUCUCCAAGAAAUACUCCCACUCUUAGAGAAAUUAAAUCAAUAGUCUCAAAAAUCACUAACAAUGUGGAUGUACAAACAGACACAUUAACUAGAUUUUCAAAUUUUUUGGCAAAUCCUGAUAUAUCUUUGAUUGAAGGAUGGAAUUACAAUUUAAUUAUUCGUAAACUUGCUACAAUAUUGACUAGAAGAACUCCGCCUCCCCAACUAUCAGACUUGUCAGCCUAUGGCACAGAAAUUGAUAUUGCGACUUUACAAGCAAUACUUGGAAUAGCAGAUCCUGAUAAUUCUCACAUAAAAAGAAUAACAAUAGCAUGUAAAUGUAUGUGCAAUUUGACAAUUCUCUUGGAUAAUAAUGCUGAACAAUAUAUCGGUAAUGCAGUGAGAGAAGUUGCCAUUCCAAAUUUAUGUCAAUUAAUCAAAGAGCCUUUAUCAAAUGAUUUGGAUUAUCUAAAUGAUAUCAUAGCGGCUUUAAUACAAUUUUCUAUACCAAAUAGAGUUGAUUGUAUUGAAUUGAUUUUACAAACAGAUAUCAUUCGACAUUUAAUGGAAAAUAUAUUUGAAUUUAUGUCUGACAAUGAUCGAGCAUUACCAAUUUGGCUAAUGGCAAAUUGUUGCAGAAACUCUAUAAACCUUCCCAAGGAUAGUAUUGAUAUACUGAGAGAUUUGACCAUAAAUAACGAUGGAUUCGUGGCAAUUUUUUCAAAUAAUGAAAAGGAUAUCGUUUUACAUCAGGCUAGUAUCUGUAUCACCUAUAUGGUUAUUUAUGAUCUUGAGGAAAAUUUACCUAAAAUUUCUUUGCUUUUUUCACAAGAACAUAUAAUUAAGCCAUAUAUAAGUAGCUUCGGGAUUAUGAGUAAGGAAGAUCAAUUAAUAGGGUUUUAUUUAUUGACAAAUAUAGCAACUAAAUUGCCUGAAACUAUGAAAGAAAUUUUUGACAAUGAGAUUUCAAAGGCCAUAUUUAUUUCAAUAAUUAAUAAAGAUGUUAAUGAAAUCAUUGGCGGAGAUGGAGAUCAAUUGUCAUUAAGUGUGAUGAUUGAAAAAAUUGUAAAAUAUAUUGGAGAAAAUUUUUGUUAUUAUAAUCAUGUUGAUAAUUUUUAUUCAACAAUCAUUGGAUUGCUGUUGAAUUUAUUUCCCGAAAAAAUCUCCAACCCAUUUGGUUUUAAUAUGGUUGGAAUAAUAGAUACAACAUAUUAUUUAGAACUUCAAACACUAACUCCCGAAAAUUCUACGAAAUCAAAGACGACUGCUAAAGAUGUAGUUGAAGAGAAGAAUAUAUUUGAUGUUGAGCCGUCGCCAUUGAUAACUAUGGAAAUUGACCCUCCAACUGCAUCAUCUUAUGUUGAGGAUACAGCUAGUAUUCUUGAUACAUGUAGUGCAACUACCAUGGAUCUAGUAACUGAAGCUCAAAAAUUAUUUGCCGCGUUAAUAUUACCCAUACUAUUAAGGUGCUUUGUCAACACAUCAGACAUACAAUUACGAAUUCGACUUUCCAUAUUGAUUUAUUCUUUUGUAAAAUAUACAAAACCUGAUAUAUUGAUUGAAGUGUUGUUGAAAUCUGAUUUUUCUACAAAAUUGUCAUUGAUGUGUUCCAAAGAAGACCCGAUACAAUCAAAUUCUGAAAUACCUAUUAUGGAUAACAUUGAAGAUUGUGUUAAAGAUUGGAAACCUAAAGAUUUUAAAAAUUAUUUUAAAUUUACAGAGAAAGAAGGCCUUCUUACAAAAGAUAUGUCAAAAUCAGUGAAAAUUCAACGAUUACUUGUAUAUCACAAAUAUUAUAAAAAAGAGGAAAAUUUCAGUGAACGUGAUAUUACCAAAAAAAUGUUGGAAAACUAUGACCUAGAAAAAAGAAAAACAUCAAAAAAAUUUACUAGUAAAAAUAAUUUUAUUCGAGAGAUUGGAUUUAGGAUAUUUCAUCAUUGCAUGGAGUUUUUUUCAGAUGAUUACCCAGAUCUAUCUACUGCCUUUGAAGAAGGGUUUACUUUUCAAGAAGUAGAAUUCACUGCACAUUAA